CACUUAUUUUAUAGCUUGAUCCCUUCUCAUAUUUCCUCCACACAUCAUACUCAAUAUGUAUUCCCCUGGCAACCUGCCCAACCACAUAGGUGCCGACUACCCUUGGGUAGUGUCCCCGCUCAUAGUAUCGGCACCCAUGGCCAAAGUCGCGAUGCCCAAACUCGCCGUAGCUGUUUCCAAAGCCGGAGGCUUAGGGUUCAUUGCAGCAGGAUAUCAUAGCGACCAUCUCGAGGAUCUGCUGGAGGAAGCUGAGGACCUACUCCAGGAAGGAGAAACAGAUGCUCCAGUAGGGACUGAGACUAAAAGUCCAAAGUUCCUACCUGUCGGCGUGGGGUUCAUAACGUGGAGCGCGUCAUUGGAAACAGCCCUUCCAUCUUUCUCCAGAUACUGUCCUGCUGCUGUCUGGCUGUUUGCUCCACCAACAGGCUUCCAGGACCUUAUUCCCUGGGCCACCAAAAUCAGAGAAGCCACCGCAUUUGGGACCAAUAUCUGGGUCCAAAUCGGAUCCGUGAAAGAUGCGGUUGAGGUAGUUGAAGCCAUCGAUCCGGAUGUUAUUGUAGUCCAGGGACUGGAUGCUGGUGGGCAUUCGCUAGCCAAAGCAGCCAGUAUUGUCUCCCUUGUUCCAGAAAUUAACGAUAAACUUCGAGAUCUUCGUCCCUAUCCACGUAAACGAGCUCACAUUCUAGCUGCUGGUGGAAUCAGUGACUAUCGAGGGGUCGCCGCAUCUAUAGCUCUUGGAGCACAAGGAUGUGUUCUUGGAACACGUUUCCUUGUCAGUCCCGAAUCUAUGAUCGCUCGGGGUUAUCAAAAGGCAAUACUUGAUUCCUCGGAUGGAGGCAUUAGUACAGUUCGGACAAAGAUUUACGACAAAGUUCGUGACAUUCAGGGCUGGCCAGAGGGCUACGAUGGCCGCGGUCUGAUAAAUAAGACCUUUACUGACCAUCUAUGUGGCCUCAGUGAAGUCAAAAAUCGCGAGCUCUAUCGUGAGGAGCUGAAUCAGGGCGACAAGGGAUACGGACCCAAUGGAAGACUUACAACAUAUGCUGGCACCGGGGUUGGGCUGAUCAGAGAAGUAAUCCCUGCAGGGGAUAUUGUCAGGUCUUUGCGUGAAGCUGGUUUGUCACAAACAUCACCCCAGAUCAGUACGACAUUGUCAGGAAAAAAUCUGAUUGAGGCGAUGCGAGAAUUUUUGGUAGAGAACUUCACAUCAGACGUGCAAGACUCCUGGACUGCAGCCUGUGGCCAACUCGCCGGGCUCAUGAUUCAGAAAAAGAACUCGCUUUAUGGCCAAUAUGAGGAAUGA
Messenger RNA from Talaromyces stipitatus ATCC 10500, 1303 nucleotides. Its product is annotated as oxidoreductase, 2-nitropropane dioxygenase family, putative. Lineage: Eukaryota; Fungi; Ascomycota; Eurotiomycetes; Eurotiales; Trichocomaceae. The coding region runs from base 56 to 1303 and encodes 415 amino acids. The transcript is spliced from 2 exons. Gene Ontology annotation, molecular function: oxygen binding; nitronate monooxygenase activity; heme binding. The record is from RefSeq and is a predicted model, not a curated record.